GAGCUUGUCUUUUCAUUCACUAAAGUUCUUGUUAAAAAUACACGAAGAUUUGGCUAAACAAAGGUUCUAGUUUGUCAACAACGGUUUUUCAGUUCGUUGUGCUUGAAUUAAAAGUAUGGAAUUGAAACAGGAAGCGCAUCGUAUCAUGAGCCUGUCUGUCUGGAAGAUGUAUAACUGUCGGUUACAACGGGGAGGCGUACGACUCCACCGAAGCUUACAGUUGUCGUUAGUGAUGCGGAACGCUCGUGAUAUGUACCUCAGUGCUAAAGUACAGCUGGAACAAAACGGGUUCUAUACGGAGGGCGACAGUAUGGAGGUCGAUGCUAGAGCUAGCCCAAAUCCUGACGUUACUUCGUCUGUGACCGAGGUUGCAGAAAUGGACUGCCAGUCCCAGCCGGUAGAAAUUCAAUGCGAGAAGCCGAUGGCUGAAGUUGUGAUCAGUAAUUCUUCCCCGGUGGCCCGUGAUACUACGGAAGUGAGCGAUAAAGAGAACGUGAAUCCAAAUGCUGGUAGAUGUCCGCAGGCAGAUGUAGCAGCAGCGGAGGAUUCUCAGCUCCGGGGUUGUAGGAAACGGACGAGUAGCUGUUUUCGGCAGAAGGCCAUAUUGGAGCCUGACUUCCUGCCCAGUAAGAAGGCACGCCUUGAACUGGAAGAGACACCGGGUGAGCCCGAAGGCGUUACGCCUUUUCAGCCAGUUGUGGGCACCUUUUCUAGUGUCCAUAGUUCUGUCAGAAGCGAGCCUACGGCUCCUGAUCAGCCAUUAACUUGCCGACAAGGUGGUCUUGUAGUUGCCCCCGUAUUGAGACCAGUCGUUGCUUUCUGAUGAGUGGCUUGAUGCAGAUCGAAAAAUUCUGCUCUCUAAUUUGUUACGAAGUCAGGACAGCUUAGCCCCACGGGGCCCACCGAGGGAGACGAGCUCUUCCUGUGAUGGUCGAAGGUGAGAAGCUUGCGCGCCCAGUGCUCUUGAGGACCACACACAGUGCAGACCACAACUUGGUGAUGGACUCCGAUCGCAGACUGCGGUCCAGGAGCCGAUUGGUGAUGAAGGCUGGGUCAUCCUUGUGGCUUGUGAACCGUUUGGUUGGUACAGGUCUUGUCAAGUCUUAAAAACUAAGUAAAGCGCCGAAUGUUUUUUUCCUCACCGUGGUUGUUUGUAGCGGCUUCGAACAGUGUUGAUGUCAUGGCUGGACUCUGAACCUGUGCAAAUCCCGGCGUAUUUCUUCAUAUAAAGUAGAGUCCUUCCAUUUUGGGUUGGAGAAAAGGACUGCAGCAGCUGAUUUGCUGUAUGAGACUGAACUUAUGUAGACAAUUUUAAACUGUUACUAUUGCACAUGUGUGCAUCUGGACGCUUCGUUGUGAAGUAAAUGAAUUUUCUUGUGUGCAGGUCUAAAAAGAUCUGUGGUUCUAGGUAGAAUGUUAACCAUGUCACAGUAAACUUUUGCUUUAAUUUUUUAUGACUUGUCAUGCAAUGAAGUCUUUCCAAAUGUGAGUAAUACUGAGACCAACAGUUUCACAUAUACAAUGUUCUUGUUUUAUUCCAGUAACAAUGUUCUUGUUUUAUUCCAGUAUUUUUGUUGUGCAAUUUGAUUAAUAAAUGCUUUUUGUAUUUCA
This is a messenger RNA of Protopterus annectens (West African lungfish), 1611 nucleotides long. It is a transcript of the gene IER2, whose product is annotated as immediate early response 2. Bases 116 to 823 code for a protein of 235 amino acids. NCBI's taxonomy places the organism in Eukaryota, Metazoa, Chordata, Ceratodontiformes, Protopteridae. The record is from RefSeq and is a predicted model, not a curated record. The transcript has a single exon.